Vittaforma corneae ATCC 50505 is the source of this 1188-nucleotide messenger RNA. RefSeq lists its product as uncharacterized. NCBI's taxonomy places the organism in Eukaryota, Fungi, Microsporidia, Nosematidae. The record is from RefSeq and is a predicted model, not a curated record. The transcript has a single exon. Bases 1 to 1188 code for a protein of 395 amino acids.
AUGAAGUCAAUUAUGAGCAGCACAGAGUUUGAUGAGUACAAACAAAUGAUCAACGAAUACCUCAUAGACUGUUGCAUACACUCUGAUCAUGCAAUUAGAUUGCAGUGUCUUGAUAUAAUUAGAUAUUUGCCCAUUAUUUUUAUACUCAGACACGAUCAGCACUCGCUUGUAAAAAAGAAAGCAUAUGAUAUCUGGAAGGAAGCAGUUUUUAACACAAACAGGGAGCUGAAGAAUAUAGCUUGUGAUGUUUUAGAUUUUAUCAAGUACAGGGACGUGAAAGUAUUUUGUUAUGCUUUAAAAGGAACGAUUUCUGAAAUAUGCCUAAAGUAUCUUAGCUGUUUGGAGGAUUAUUUAAAGAGUUGCAAUGAUGAAGGAAUCAAGGAGUUCAUAUAUGUGGAGGCAGUUAAUAACAAUAAACUUGUAAAUUUAGCUGCUGAGUUUUGUAAAGCUCACUUUUGUCCUGAAUUAUUUAAUACUCUGAGUAAAACGCCUGUUUUGAGGGACGAUAUCAUCAACAAUAUUGACAAGAGUCUUUUAUAUGGACUCUGUGCUGAAAACAAUGAGUUGGCAUUCCUUCUCUUUAAUCAUACACAAGAUCCAGUUUAUAUUGAUCUUAUAUCAACACCUCAAAAACUUGAAAUUAUCAAAAGCCACUAUCAAUCUCAUAAGACAGUGUCCAUCAACGAUGAAAAUGUUAUUUUCAUUCUACAAAGCAUUGAGAGUUGUAGUGCAACCGAGGAUUUGCUACUCAGGAUCCAUCCAACAUUUUCAUACUACUACAUUUCAGUUCAUCGGGUCAAUUGUGGUGCAUUGCCUAAGAUUUUUGAACGGGUCUUCAGCACCUGCACCAAUAUAGAUGAACUGAUGGUUGAUAGAAAUCUUAACUAUAUUAGAAGCUGUUCUUUUGAAUAUGUUGAAAAUAAACUCAAACUUAUGCUGCUGUUAAUCAGUCGACCAGAGCGUGCAUUUUUUGAGAGGGUAGUUGAGCUGAUAAAAGACACAAAAUUCGCAUUUUCAAUCGAUCAGAAUUCGCUUUAUGAGAUUCUUGGAUAUCUGUUCAGAAAUAUGCUACUAGCAAAUAGAAGGAAUAGCUGUGCAGAAUGCAUUUCAAUUAUCUAUAAAAAUCAUAAAAAUGAAAUGGGAUAUUUCAAGAUAAUUGCGGAGAACAUCGUUAUUAAAAUUAAAUAG